Messenger RNA from Hylaeus volcanicus, 3507 nucleotides. RefSeq names its product apoptosis-inducing factor 3. The coding region runs from base 1526 to 3379 and encodes 617 amino acids. Gene Ontology annotation, molecular function: oxidoreductase activity, acting on NAD(P)H; flavin adenine dinucleotide binding; 2 iron, 2 sulfur cluster binding. Gene Ontology annotation, cellular component: cytoplasm. The record is from RefSeq and is a predicted model, not a curated record. Lineage: Eukaryota; Metazoa; Arthropoda; Insecta; Hymenoptera; Colletidae. The transcript is spliced from 10 exons.
CCAAGUGACGUAUCGAUCGCGCACGGCCCGAGAAACGAACAACCACGCGUAAAGAUACGCAUAUUUUUCAUGGGUAUCGCGCGGUGUCGUUUCCAAACAACGUGGACCCGAGUUAAUUAUUUACGCACGGUCAUUCGUCGAUCUCACGCUAUACCGCGCUCUCUUCCGAAAGAUGUGGAAUGGUUGAGCUGCGUAUCUAUGGAUUGUAACAUAGUGUCCGUCUGGUCGGGCGACGACAGCAGUGGUGACGGUGGUGGCGACGGCUGAAUCAUACUGCAUACUACCGUGACAGUCCAACCAUGAACUCGCGAUCAACACUACAGUCUACAAUGCUCUACCAGGAGGACCAAGAGGAAGUGGAACUACGUUUUUAGUUGGAGACAUAAACCCACGCGGCGCUAGUAGGCUGUGAUAUUAUCUAGAUGCACUUUAGAGAAAAAAUUAAAGCCAUCGGCACAAGUAUGAAAUCGAUUCUAACAUCGCCCUAACAGUGUGGUUGAUAGCUAUGACUAGUUAGUAGUUCUAGUUACAAUUACCACUAACUGCUGGAAUUGCUGCAACAAGUUGCACUUGACAUGGUUUGUCAAACUAAGAAAAAAAUAGAAAACAACGAUUUUUGUGUCUCGCUGCAAACAAACAAAUUUUAAUCGUAUAAUACAACACAAUAAAUUGUUGAAAUAAAUUAAUGUCUGUUUCGUUAUUUCUAAAUUAUCGUAAUUUAGAUAUACAUAGAAUUGGUGAUGGUAAAAUCAUUGUCUCCCAUUCUAACUGAAAUUAAAUAGCUGUCACCGCACACUAUUAUAUUUCGGGAAAUGAUUAUGUGUAUCAGCCUACGUUAUAUUUGAUAAAUAAUUUAUAAAAAAACGUUCAGAUUAAAAAUAUUUUCCGUUACUCAGGUAACGUAAGCGUAAUUUUUUACUAAAGUAUAUUGAUAAAAAAGUAUGAUGGUCGAUUGUUCUACGAUAAGGUGAAAGUUUAUCUAAAUGCUUCGCAACAAGUGAUCCAAGGUCAAUCGGCCCAGUCGAAACAAUCUUUAUGGAUUCGAUACAAAUACAAGUAUCCGUGUAUCAUAACAAAUCAAGAUAGACAGUUUACUUCUAAACGCUUACUUAAAGAUAACACUUGUGAGUGAAUAUCAUUCGCGAGUGACAUUAUAUAUUAUAGAAGAAAUGGGUGCCAACAAUUGUAAAGGACUUCUUCCAGGAAGUUCUAGGAUCACACCAGGCAAAUUGCCGAAAACAGAUUAUCUCUGUUUACCGAGCUGAUUAAACAAAUAUGUGAAAUUCUGUAAUGAAAUGCAAAUCAUCGAUUAGAAUAAAGUUACGCGCGCAGGACUAGACGUACAUUCUUCGUGCAUACAUUUAAAUAUCCAAUACCGAACAAUAGUUUUACUACUGAUAUUUUUCAAGCAAUAAAUUAUUCUUCAUGCAAAUCUAAUGUUAAUCUCACGAAUUCUUUACAUUACGAGUAAUUUAGUAUUAUGAAUAAUGUUUUAUUAUAAUAGGAAAAUACUUUGACAGCACUUAUGUGUUUGUAUACUGUGAAACGUUUCACGCGUUUAGCGUGUAAUACACUUUCUUAUGCUCGUUUAAAGAUACACAAAGCGGAAAUGACAGAAUUAAAGUCUGAAAAGAAGAUUCAUAUUUGCAGUGAGUGUAAUAAACCAAAAGAAGAAAUUAGGUCGUCGCGUAAUAGUUCAAAAUGUUGCUGUAGUUGUAAACCAGAAAAACAUGAUUACAUCGAAGAUGUGGUGUGCAAAGAAACUGAUAUCAAAGAAAAUGAAAUGAAACUAUUACCGCUUGGAGAUGCUGGAACAAAAAUUUUGUUAAUCAAACAAAAAGGAGAGUUACACGCUAUCGGUACAAAAUGUACACAUUACGGAGCUUUGCUUCAUACAGGAGCAUUGGGAGAUGGAAGAAUAAGAUGUCCAUGGCAUGGUGCAUGCUUUAACAUUAAAACAGGAGACAUAGAAGAUUAUCCAGGCUUAGAUUCUUUGCCAUGUUAUAAAGUAAACGUGGAUGAUACAGGGCUUGUACGGGUGAAAGCAAACCGUAAAGAUUUAGAUCUGAACAGACGUGUAAAAAAAAUGUCUAAAUUGGAUGCCAACAAUAAAACUACCGUUGUAAUAGUUGGAGGGGGACCAGCUGCCGCAACAUGUGCUGAAAGUUUGCGACAAGAAGGUUUUACUGGAAAUAUUGUUAUGGUUUGUAAGGAAAACACAGUUCCAUACGAUAGGGUAAAAGUGUCUAAGGUUUUAGACUUUGAUAUCGAGCAAGCAGCCUUGAGACCGCAAUCAUUUUACGACGAUCACAGUAUUCAAGUGAAGCUCGGUUUAGAAGCUACAGGUCUAAAUACGAGCGAGAAUGUUGUCACAUUGAGUAAUAAUGAAAUCUUAACUUACAAUUAUUUAUUCAUCUGUACGGGAAGCAAGCCUAGAAUGCCUGACAUACCUGGCAUUAAUCUGUCUAAUAUCUAUGUGCUGAGAAAUUAUACCGAUUCUCAUGCUAUACAUUCCAAAUUGUCAGAUAAAAAACAUAUUGUAAUACUUGGCUUAGGCUUCAUUGGUAUGGAAGCAGCUGCUUAUUGUGUUAGUAAGUGUGCAUCCGUUACCAUCGUAGGAAGAGGAACGAUACCUCUGCAAUCGGUUUUUGGAACAGCAAUUGGUAAUAGAGUUAGAGAAGAAUUCGAAGCGAAAGGUAUCAAAUUUAUAUUUAAAAAUAAUAUUACGCAAUUCGUUGCGAAGGAAGACAAGGAAGAUACCGUCGGUACAGUUAUACUUACCGAUGGUACGGUACUUCCUGCUGAUAUAGCUAUUAUUGGAAUUGGUUCUACAUUUUACACAGAUUGGAUAAAAGAUUCUUCAAUCGAAAUGUUACAAGACGGCAGCGUGAUAGUGAAUAAGCACUUGAAAACAAAUGUAGAAAAUGUGUACGCCGGUGGUGACAUAGCGUACGCACCAUUAUUCGAUUCCGAUAGCACUUCAGCGGCGAUAGGUCAUUAUUCCUUAGCGCAUUAUCAUGGAAAAAUAGCAGCAUUAAAUAUAUGCGCAAAAAGCACAGAAUUAAAUAGCGUUCCAUAUUUCUGGACAACAUUAUUUGGAAAAAGUUAUCGAUACACAGGGUAUGGAAAACCAGAUAAAAUAAGAAUUUAUGGUUCUUUGGAGAAUUUGGAAUUCUUUGCAUAUUAUAUCAAAGAUGGUAAAAUUAUUGCGAUGAGUAGCGUUGGAGCUGAUCCUGUCGUGUCGGAUUUUGCAAAUUUCCUAUACGAAGGAAAUUCAUUAACGGACGAAAUGGUUGAUAAAAAUCCGUUUGGUUGGAUGAGAACGAAACCUAAAGACUUGGUCGAACGAUUUCAAAAUGUAUCUAUCGUAGAUCCAUAAAUACAAGCUACCACAGGUUAAUAUUUAUGUUUAAAAAAAAUAACUGUUAAUUCUUGUCGUAUAUUUUAACAUGAUGCUGAAAUGCACUUCUGUUGACAUAGAAAUAAAGUUUGAGUUUGAAAAUAAAA